Ipomoea triloba (trilobed morning glory) is the source of this 3595-nucleotide messenger RNA. Its product is annotated as probable UDP-N-acetylglucosamine--peptide N-acetylglucosaminyltransferase SEC. The record is from RefSeq and is a predicted model, not a curated record. The coding region runs from base 192 to 3197 and encodes 1001 amino acids. Lineage: Eukaryota; Viridiplantae; Streptophyta; Magnoliopsida; Solanales; Convolvulaceae. The transcript has 28 exons. Gene Ontology annotation, biological process: protein O-linked glycosylation. Gene Ontology annotation, molecular function: protein N-acetylglucosaminyltransferase activity; protein binding.
UCCGUGUCUUUGUCUCGAGAGUACUCGUAUCAUCGCCGAGAAGUCGCUGUUGAGCCCUCGAAGAAAAAGGGAUUCUGUUCUCCCUCUAUCUCUCUGUAUGUCUGACUCGAGCUCUUCUCGCUAGCCGGAAUUGAGGCUGGAGAACUGCGAAAUUCUACGCUGGGUUAAGUAGGCAUAGAUCUUCGGCAAUCAUGCUCUCGCUGCAGGGAGAUCUUCGGCAGUACCACCUGCAACAGCAGCAGCAGCAGCAGCAACAACAGCAACAGCAGAGCCACCUGUUGAUUCCUCGGAUUUCUUUCGAUGGCAUCGGCCUCGCCGGCGUCGAUCAGAGGGCUGAUUCCUCCUUCUCCUUGCAACCUGAGUCCUCUGCCUUGUCCUCCACCAACGUCAAGUCUGAGCUGUCUCUUGAAGUUGAUGAGGACAUUCUUUUGAACCUUGCUCAUCAAAAUUACAAAGCCGGGAACUAUAAGCAGGCAUUGGAACAUAGCAAGACUGUAUAUGAGAGAAAUCCAAGGCGCACAGAUAAUCUUCUUCUUCUUGGUGCAAUAUAUUAUCAGUUGCAUGACUUUGAUAUGUGCAUUGCAAAGAAUGAAGAAGCUCUUCGUAUUAACCCACGCUUUGCUGAGUGUUAUGGAAAUAUGGCAAAUGCUUGGAAGGAGAAAGGAAAUAUUGAUGUUGCAAUCCGCUACUAUUUAGUUGCAAUUGAGCUUCGUCCCAACUUUGCAGAUGGAUGGUCAAACUUAGCCAGUGCAUACAUGAGAACUGGAAGACUAAGUGAAGCAGCACAAUGUUGCCGCCAAGCUCUUGCACUAAAUCCACAGCUGGUUGAUGCGCAUAGUAAUCUUGGCAAUUUCAUGAAAACACAAGGGAGAGUGCAAGAGGCAUACAAUUGCUAUGUUGAGGCACUUCGCAUACAACCUACAUUUGCUGUUGCAUGGUCCAACCUUGCUGGUCUCUUUAUGGAAGUAGGCGACUUCAAUAGGGCUUUGCAAUACUACAAGGAAGCAGUCAAGCUCAAACCAAAUUUUUCAGAUGCAUACUUGAACAUGGGAAAUGUCUACAAGGCUUUGGGGAUGCAGCAAGAGGCUAUCAUGUGUUAUCAGCAUGCUCUCCAAGUGCGACCAGACUAUGCUAUGGCUUUUGGAAACUUAGCUAGUUUGUACUUUGAGCAAGGCAACCUUGAGUUGGCAAUACUCAAUUAUAAGAGAGCUAUUUCCUGUGAUUCUGGAUCCUUGGAAGCAUAUAAUAAUUUGGGUAAUGCACUGAAAGACACUGGCAGAACUGAAGAGGCAAUACAUUGCUACCGUCAAUGCCUCGCUCUCCAACCAAAUCACCCUCAGGCGCUAACUAAUCUUGGAAAUAUUUAUAUGGAGUGGAACAUGACAAGUGCUGCUGUCCAAUGUUACAAGACAACUUUAGCUGUGACAACUGGGCUAUCAGCCCCUUUUAACAAUUUAGCCAUAAUAUACAAACAACAGGGUAACUAUGUAGAUGCCAUAUCAUGCUAUAAUGAAGUACUUAGGAUUGACCCUUUAGCAGCUGAUGGACUGGUGAACCGUGGUAAUACAUAUAAAGAAAUUGGGAGGGUUAACGAAGCAAUUCAGGACUAUCUCCGAGCUAUCAUCAUCAGGCCAUCAAUGGCCGAGGCUCAUGCAAAUCUGGCUUCAGCUUACAAGGACAGUGGCAAUGUGGAAUCAGCUAUAAAAAGUUACAGACAAUCAUUGAUGCUACGUCCUGACUUCCCAGAAGCAACUUGUAAUCUUCUACACACCUUACAGUGUGCUUGUGACUGGGAUGAUCGAGAGAAGAUGUUUGUUGAAGUGGAGGCGAUACUUAGAAGACAGAUUAAGAUGUCAGUUUUACCUAGUGUGCAACCUUUCCAUGCAAUUGCAUAUCCUCUUGAUCCAAUGCUAGCUUUAGAUAUCAGUCGAAAGUAUGCCCAGCAUUGCUCCGUGAUUGCAUCUCGCUAUUCACUUCCUCCGUUCAGCCAUCCUCCUCCAUUUCCCCUUAAGGGUGGUAGGAAUGGUCGACUGAGGGUUGGGUAUGUUAGUAGUGAUUUCGGCAACCAUCCAUUAUCACAUCUCAUGGGAUCUGUGUUUGGCAUGCAUGACAGAGAAAACGUUGAGGUUUUCUGCUAUGCUCUAAGUCAAAAUGAUGGUACUGAAUGGAGGCAGCGCAUCCAGACUGAAGCUGAGCAUUUUAUUGAUGUAUCAUCCAUGUCAUCUGAUAUGAUAGCCAGGAUGAUUAAUGAGAAUCAGAUACAUAUUCUUGUCAAUCUUAAUGGCUAUACCAAGGGGGCUAGAAAUGAGAUAUUUUCCAUGCAACCUGCUCCAAUCCAGGUUUCAUACAUGGGAUUCCCCGGAACUACUGGAGCAUCCUAUAUACAUUAUUUGGUUACUGAUGAGUUUGUUUCACCUACUCAGUACUCACAUAUUUAUUCAGAGAAGCUUGUGCAUCUACCUCAUUGUUAUUUUGUAAAUGAUUAUAAGCAGAAAAAUCUGGAUGUACUAGAUCCAAAAUGCCAACCAAAGCGCUCAGACCAUGGACUCCCAGAGGACAAAUUUAUAUUUGCUUGUUUCAAUCAACUCUACAAGAUGGACCCAGAAAUUUUUACAACCUGGUGCAAUAUUCUUAAGCGUGUACCAAACAGUGCACUUUGGCUUCUCAGAUUUCCAGCUGCUGGUGAAAUGCGGCUUCGUGCCUAUGCAGCUGCACAAGGGGUACAACCAGACCAAAUCAUAUUCACAGAUGUUGCAAUGAAACAGGAGCAUAUAAGACGAAGUGCUUUGGCAGAUUUGUUCCUUGACACGCCUUUGUGCAAUGGCCACACAACUGGAACAGAUGUUCUUUGGGCUGGCCUACCUAUGGUGACUCUUCCCCUGGAGAAAAUGGCAACAAGAGUUGCUGGUUCAUUGUGUCUGGCUACAGGUUUGGGGGAAGAGAUGAUUGUCAGCAAUGUGAAAGAGUAUGAAGAGAAGGCUGUAUCACUGGCACUUAAUCGCACAAAACUGCAGGAUCUGACGAAUAGACUAAAGGCUGCACGGAUGACAUGUCCUCUGUUUGAUACAACACGCUGGGUUAAGAAUCUGGAGCGUGCAUAUUUCAAGAUGUGGAGUCUGUACUGCUAUGGCCAACACCCUCAGCCCUUCAAAGUGACAGAGAAUGAUGCGGAAUUCCCUGCAACCGUUAGUAGUUGAGAAUAGAGAAAAACGGGAGUGUAGAUAUGCCAAAGAGAAUGUGAAGAGCCUAACUAUUUAUGACGGCCAAGUUUGGAGAUGCUAAAACUGAAAUUCAUAUAUUGAUUGUGACGAAUCUAAAAUGGAGCUCUUGUUGUGGGUCUGAUUCUCCAACCAAAUUUUCUGUGUACUCUGCCAUUCCCACGCUGCUUUUCCUUCCAGCGUAUGUGCCGUGUGCUGUAUUACUAAUAUGAUGAUUUAUUAGGGUAUAGUAGAGGGCGGUGCUGAGCUGUCUGGGUACUUGCCCCUAACCGAACUGGAAAUACGCAGGAUUUGUCUUCUUUAAAAUAAAGCUUGUGUAAUAUCUACCAUUUGUGCUUUUGAAAGAAAGCUGUUUAAUAUAUAUGUGUUGGUGUCUA